Candidozyma haemuli is the source of this 1626-nucleotide messenger RNA. RefSeq names its product adenylate cyclase-binding protein (gene SRV2). Gene Ontology annotation, cellular component: cytoplasm. Gene Ontology annotation, biological process: regulation of adenylate cyclase activity; cytoskeleton organization. The record is from RefSeq and is a predicted model, not a curated record. Gene Ontology annotation, molecular function: actin binding; adenylate cyclase binding. The coding region runs from base 1 to 1626 and encodes 541 amino acids. NCBI's taxonomy places the organism in Eukaryota, Fungi, Ascomycota, Pichiomycetes, Serinales, Metschnikowiaceae. The transcript has a single exon.
AUGCCACCACAAGGACCUGCUGAAGAAAACCAGCUCAAUGUACAGGGCUACAACAUUGUCACCAUUUUGAAGCGUUUGGAGGCUGCCACGUGCCGUUUGGAGGAUAUCACCAUCUUCCAGGAGGAAGCCAACAAGGCCCAGCCAUUAACCCGUGACUCUGUUUCAGAGGCCUUGUCGGCACCUUCUCUGAGUGACGUGUCUGAGGUUUCUAAAAGUGCUGUCACUUCGACUGAACCACACCCGGUUAAGACUCCAGCUGAUGCUGCCCCUGCCAAGUUUGUCACUGCGUUUGACGAGUUCAUCAAGUCUCACAUUGUCCCAUUCGUGACGCUUUCCAAGGCAAUUGACCAGGCUGUGGGUGCUGCUGCUGCGGAACUCUGCGCAGCUUUUGUUGAAGAGGGUAAGUUCUUGGGUCUUGUCGCCCAGACAAAGAAACCUGGUAUGGAUGACGCCAGCUUGCAGAAGGCUUUGGAGCCUAUCAACCUUCACAUUUUCAACAUCUCCCUUUUGAAGGACCUGAAACGUGGCACCAAAACUUUCAACCAUUUGAACACUAUCAGCGAAGGUGCUCCUGUGUUGGGCUGGAUCGUGUCUGGCACUCCACUUUCUUUCGUUCCAGAGUACAAGGACAGUGCUAGAUUCUGGUCUGACCGUAUCAUGAAGGAAUACAGAGACAAGAACGAGACGCAAGUCGAGUGGGUGAAGGCUUUCUUGUCGAUUUUCGACGACUUGCGUCUUUAUGUCAAGGAACACCACUUUUCUGGUGUUGCAUGGAACCCUCAAGGAUCUAGUUUGGAGGAAUCUUUGGCUGCUGCUGUGGCUGGAGCCACUAACAAGAGCAGUCCUGCCAGCAGCGGUUCUGCUCCUCCACCUCCUCCUCCACCUGCUCCACCUGCAAACAUCUACGAAGACUCCUCUUCCAAGCCUAAAGACACUUCCUCUUCAGGCGGUAUGAAGGCUGUCUUUAGCGACUUGAACAAGGGUGAAAACGUCACUUCUGGCCUUAAGAAGGUUGAAAAGUCUCAGAUGACACACAAGAAUCCAGCAUUGAGACAGGAGGGUGUCACCAAGAAGCCUGCUCCACCUAAGAAGCCAACCAACUUGUCUUCAUCUUCAAGCGGCACCAUCAAGAAGAACAAGCCUCCUCGUGUUGAAUUGGUUGACGGUGCCAAGUGGAUCAUUGAGAACUUGAACUCUGAGAACACCAAGGAACCAGUUGUCAUUGACGCUGAAAUGCAGCACUCUGUUUUCAUUGGUAACACCGACGGCGUCACCGUGCAGAUCAACGGUAAGGGUAACGCUGUGUCGUUGUCUGAAACAAGAAACACUGGUGUUGUUGUUCAUUCUUUGAUUUCUGGUGUGGAUGUGAUCAAGUCUGUGAAGUUUGGUUUACAGGUGACUGGUCUUGUGCCUCUUAUCACCAUCGACAAAUCUGACGAGGGUAACAUUUACCUUUCAAAGGAUUCUGUUGAAAAUGACAGCUCUGUUGUUACCAGUAACACCACGGCACUCAAUAUCAACGUGCCUACCGAAGAGGACUACGAGGAGUUGGCGGUGCCUGAGCAGUUGCAACACUUUGUGAGAAACGGUAAGCUCGUGAGUGAAGUGGUUGAACACGCUGGAUAG